UGGCCUUUUAAACUACAGUUAUUUGAACCAUUAGAAGGGUAUAAAAUGUGCUGCAAAUCUUUGAACUAUAUUCAUCGAAAUUACUGAGGGAACGCCACCAAUGUUCGGUUCGGGAAGAUGGUUGUUGCAGAAAAUUCGGGUUCCACGGAGCUCUCCUCAAAGGUUUGCUUAAAGUUUUAUGUAUGCUUUACUGAGUCCUCUGAUCGGAUAAUCGCCAUCAGAACUUAUUUCCGCCAUUUUGUGUGCAUUGUGAGUCAUCAAAAACUUUUUUUUUCUCGUUCAAUGCUCUGUCAGAUUUCAAACGAGCGGCGAUCAAAGAACUCAAUGUCGAUUCUGCUAUGAGCUACUGGUUCUAGUCAAUUCUUUCUCCCACACUAAAUCAGACGUUAUUUUGCUCUUGAGCACUAAUUUUUGAUUUAUACGUUAACUGUUGAGAGAUCUAGCAUGAUUUUGUUACCAUUGUUUCUUAUUACUCGGUUUAAAAAUGGUGUUGGAUAGUGGGAUUUCUCGAAAUAGGAUCGAUCUCUGACACAGUAAAUUUCUUCGAAGCUUGGUGGUAUAUCACGAGUAGAAGAGAAGUAUCUUUCGAAGUAUUUCUCCUCGAUUGUGGAUAGUGGUCAUUUAAACAUGCAAGCGGUAAAAGAGGCUUAAUCUUUCAGUAUCAAUGGUGUAAUUCUAUUUUUAAUUUCGCGGAAAGUGAUAAAUAUAUCCACCAUUUCUGGGUCGGACAUCGACAUUGACGAGCGUCACACGCUUGACAAAGUUUGACACUGACAACAGAUCAGUUUCCCGCCUCUGCUUCGGUUAUUCACGGCCGUUAAACCUCGCAAGAUCGAUGGAGAAUAGAUUUUUCUUGGUUUGGUUCUAAAAAUUUGUCUUUAGCUCUUAAAUUUGUCUCUGUUUUUAUAUUUAACCCUGCUGAUGAGGAAAAGGUGGAUCGUGCAAUCUAUAAGUUUACAUGUUUUCGUCUCGGGAGAAGAUUUACACCUGUCCGGUUUUUAGGAAAAUAAAUUUCCGUUCGAUUUCCUUGUAUAAUUUUGUGUCAUCAUUAAAGCUUGGCUCAAUUAAAAAUAUGAAACAGUAUUCAGUAUAUUUUUAAUCCUUUAAGCUAAAAGCUGGGCGACUGAGUUUUAGCUGAAAAAACUCUUCUUUGUUUAUUUUUAUACGUGGUUACUGAAAAAAGUGAAAAGUGCUUAGGAGUACAAAACCUUUUAGGGAAUUCAAUUUUUAAACAUUUUCUUUUUAAAUAACACUUUUUUGUUUCUUUGGUACUUUUUCAAUGUCUAUUUCAAUUAAAAAAGAAAAAGUAUAAUUUUUUGUAACUAGGUUAAGUUUUUUGUCUAAAAAUACAUGAAACAAGAAUGCAAAUUAUGUGUUUGGCCUAUUAAAAAACAACCUUAAACUAUUUCGCAGACGUUUCGUAAUAAAGGUAGCAAUUUCUGUCUAUUUAUUGCUAGUUUUUAUCUUUUACAGUGCAUUUUGUAUUAAGGAAACUAAUUUUGAAUUCAUUUUUGCCUGCACCUGGUUAUUGAUUGCAUAGGUAAAUAACAGACACAAAUUAUUUUCUGUGUUAAUUGCUUUAUCUGUUUGCUUUUAUCGUCCAGAAUAUUUUUAUUGGGGCUGCUCUUGCUAUUGUAGGAAAUCUACUAAUCAGCAUCUCUAUGAACAUACAGGUAAAGGCAAAAGUGUAUACCCUAAUAUACCCUUGUAUAAGGGUGUUGUUGCUUGAAGUUUGAGAUUGUUAAUUAUUUAUUUAAGAUCUCCCCCACAUUGUUAACUCAAAUAAAUAGUUCUCACGUGAAUUUGGAAUAAAAUUUUUCAUUUUUGUUUUCUAUCUUAAGUCAUGUUUUCUAUUUCAAAACAAUCUUUGUGUUUUUAGGAUGUGUAGGUUUUUAGAUCAAACAAGACUUGUUUGAUCUAAGAACCUACAUAUCCUAAAAAUGCAAAGUUUGUUGUCUUUUGUUUUCAUACCUCAAGGAAAGGGUAUGAAAAGCUAGACAGAAUCCAGUGCUUUGAACCUGUGAAAUCUAGGGUACCCAGGGUAUGAUUUCUAGUGGAAAUCAAUGAUUUUCCUGUUGACCAGAAGCAAAUGUUAGGUGCCAAGGGCCACUAGGGCCAGCUACAUAUAGAACACAGCUUUGGAAAGAGAGUUUUUCAAAUACUUUAUCUUGUUAAAAGUCUAGACAGUACAUUACUUCCUUAUUUUUUUAUGUGUUCAAGUGUCCAAGAAACACAAGAGCAAACUAAACAGUUUGCUUUCCAAAAAAUCCUUAAAUUAAUUACCUUGUGCAUGGUCUAAUAUUAUUUCAUAUAUUUGUACUGUUCUAAGUAUCUUCAGAUCCUUAGAUAGUUAUGAAUGAAAAAGAUUCCUUGGAUGGAUUAACUCAUCCAUUAUUAAAAAUACUGCUUAACGUGUAAGAAGUGUAUGAUAGUUUAUGCUAAAUUGUUUUCCCUGAGACCAAACCUUAAAAAAUAUUGCUGAUUUGUUUUUGUUGUUGUUGGUUUUUUGUACUUUGCAUGAAACAGAAAUAUUCUCAUCUUCGCCAAGCAGAGGAAAAAAGUGAAACACAUUAUUUAAAGAGUAAAAUAUGGUGGUAUGUGUUUGAAUUUCUUGCUACAUGCUGUAUUUUUCUAGUUUAUGGAUCAGAUAGAAUUUUCCUAAUUAAUUAUUUAUGGAAAGGAAAAUGUAUGAUGUAUUUCAUUUACACUUUGGUUGUCAGUGUAGAAUACAUGUAAUUUAAUCAGCCCCAUGAUUUUUAAUACUGUAAGCUGUUAAAUCAAAUUUUUACAAGCUGUAACAAAAAAAAUACAUGUUCUGACGUGUAAAAAUUUGCUAUACUUAAAUUUCAUCAUAAGAUCUUUGAUAAGGUCUCUAAUGCAUGGAUUCUUCCCAUAAAUGAAAACAUGUGAAUAAGAAGAAGAAGAAGAGUAAUAAUAUUAUUAUAAAUAUAAUUUCAUUAUAUUGAUGUUGCCUGCCCAUUCAACACCAAAAUAGUACUUAAGCAAGGAAAUAGAGAAGACUGAUAAAUACUGUGACCUGAAAUACAAGAUCAAAUGAAUUUGGAACUGUCAUUCAAUUCAAGUCAUUUCAAUAGUAAUUGGUUCACUGGGAACAGUUUCAAAUGGAUUUGAAAUGUGGCUGAGACUGUUGGGAAUGCCAUAUUGCAUGAAACCUUUUACAACAAAUAACCUUGCUGAGGUCAGGAAGGAUGCUGCAAAAAGUGCUGGACACUUAAUUAUAUUAAGGACAGAAUGAUGGCACGGAGUAUCCUAGGCCACAGGCAGCGUGACCCGAUACUCAGUAACAUUUCCUGCAUUAUGUAGUGAUAAGCUUACAAUAACAAUGAUGGUAAUAAUAAUAAUAAUAAUAAUAAUAAUAAUAAUAAUAAUAAUAAUAAUAAUAAUAAUUCAGAAGAUUAUUGGUUACCCCCAACCAAACUCCCAGGGUACUUAGGAAGCUCCUGCCCUCUAGCAUGGAUUGAAGAACAUCUCUCUAAGUGUCAGGGCUGACUCAUGACUUUAAGUGAGGAGGCUGUGGAGUCUUUCCUCAUAGUAAGUCUUUAUUUUUUGGAAAAAGUGAAGACAGCUUAGACUCCCCAGCACUCCCAGUACAAAUAAUCACAGAAGCACUGGCUAGUCAGAGAAAAUAUGUCAAGAAAAUUCUCUCCUUGAUCACUCAAAUGAACUGCAAUACACCUUUCAGGGCCUUACAAAUUAAAACUUUCUUGGAGAAGGCACACUCGCCAAAUGAAAGAAGGGGGCAACCCCCCCCCCCCAGCCCCUCCCAUUCUAACCCCCAAGUGUGGCUUUGCCACGUAAAAGGUGCUGAUUUGCUUCUAAUCUGCUCUAUUGCUGCCUAUGUAAUUUUUUUUGCAUACAUUGUUUUAAUUUUUGUGGAAAAUCCUUAACUCCUUGUGUACACUGUAGGAAGUAAGUGCAAACCAUUUUAAUUGUUGUUGUUAUUAUUUUUAUAUUUCUUAUUAUUUCUUCUUAUUUUUAUAAUUAUUAUUAUUUUGUUGCUAUUAUAUUAUUAGGGUGGGUCUUACUUUAAUGGUUCUUGGAGAAAUAGGAAACUUCUCAGCAUAUGGCUUUUCUCCAGCUUCAUUGGUUGCUCCCCUAGGAACAACUACUGUCAUUGGUAUGUUAUGUUUUUCUUGUCUUUCUUUAAUUACAAAAAUGAAUGGAGAGGAGAAGUCAGUCUUGUUACAUUUACACCACGGUAGCAAGAUUUCUGGAUUAGAAACCAGAAACAUCACUUAAAAGAGUGAAUUUGCACUGUAUCAAACUUCAUGGAUCUUAUUCAGUUUCAUUUAAUUUGUCAAAUGUUGGCAAAAUUUUCUGGGAUAGAAUCCAGAAGGACCGUAUCUACUUUGUAAGUUACGAAGAGAAAAAGAAAAUUUUUGUAUUGUUCACCUGCUUCAUAAAGCCCAGUCAUUAUUUUCAUCCUUGUUUCAUUGCCAGUCUAAUUUACCAUGAACUUUACAUGUAAUUCUAAGGCUAAGUUCAAACGUCGAAUUUCUUAUGUGCCGAACUUAAUGUGAGAGUUAAAUGCAUGUGAGGUGCGACGUUUGAAUCAAUUAAAUGCAACGUAUCUGCGACUGAAACAGUUUAAGAUUUGACUUAGGUUCGACUUUUGAUUCAAACGUCGCAUUUCAUGUGUGCUGAACUUAAUGCAUGAAUUUUAGUAACUUAUUAUUAUAUUACUGGGAAUAUUGACAGCGAGCAGAGUUAAAUCUGACAGAGUUCAGAGAGUUAAAUUCAAUGUUUGAAUCAAAUGCAGUAUUUAACUAUUUUAGUUGACUAAAAUAGGAAUUAAUUUUGGCACAUGUGAAAUUUGAUGUGUGAACUGGGCCUAAUAGUUAUUUUUUAUUAAUCUUCCUUUGAAGCUAAUGCCAUUAUAGCUGUGGUGUUUCUGAGGGAAAGAGUGAGAUAUCAGGAUGUGUUUGGUAAGUAUUGUACUACUACGUGAGAAAUUUCUGCAAUUUGAUUGGCUUAGAGCAGUGGUAUUUCAGCUUAAUUUGAAAUACCUACAUGUGAAAAUUACAAACCUUUUGCUAGUAGUAGUAUAAGCAAAUAAUAGCAUGAUUUGUAUGUGAUAUUUGGCACAAAUACCACGUGUGAUAUUUCAAAAUUGACUCAAAUUUCACUCGCCUAACGGCUUGUGAAAUUACGUAUAACAAUUUUGAAAAAUCAUGCAUGGUAUUUAUGCCAAACAUCACUAAUUACCUAUACUAAUUUCAUCUGUUGAUAAUAAUAAUAAUAAUAUCUACAUUUAGAUGACAAUUUAGUGAGGGCACAUCAACAGUGUCAUUCUUUAUCUACCAUUCUGAAUCAAAUUGGAAAUAUUGUCAUGGGUUAUAAUCAAUGAUCGAUCAUUUGGGUUAAUCCAAUAAUUUCUGAUUAUCGAUUAUCUAAUCUUAGUCAAUUCCCAGAGUUCUCAGUAAGGGCUGGCGGCCGGCGAAUUUCACCAGCUAUUUCAUGUGACUCACUGCCUACUUUUCUUCAGAAAUUACCCCCCAAAAAAGCCAAAAUUUAAUGAUGUCUUUGUUCUGUUCAACACUCUAAUUUUUGCUCCAGAAUGCUGGAAAUGCACUCUAAGAGGCCCAUAUUUCAAAAGUUUUCCCGGGGGCAUGCCCCUGGAUGGACCACCCCUUGUGACUCAUGCAACCACCCAUUAGACCAAAAAACCCCUUACUAAGAUGUACAGUUGUAUAAGUCCAGGGCUUACAAAAAUGGACUUGUAUAAGUGGCAAUUUAUGGCAUGGUGCUUGACAAAGUAAUGGUUGCUAAUAACAACAUAUCAAACACUUUUUCUCCUUUUGCAGGUGUUACCCUUGCUAUUGUUGGAGCUUUCUUGCUCAUAACCUUUUCGACAAAGGUAUUGUGUUUAAAAGCAGUUAAAGUUAAUUUAAGGAAGCAAUGUUCCUACAGCGACUGUUGAUGGCUAAAUCAGUGGAACCAUGUUGGUUUAGUAAUGCUUGUAGUUUGUUUCAGAAGUCAUGCUGUACUUGUUAAUAUUGUUUCAGUCAUACCUUUUGCUUUCCUUUGAAAUUUGAACCAUGUCUUUUAAAUCACUUAUUGGAAAUUUUCUGUUAAACUGCAACAGGGUUCGCGCAGUCAUGAAAAGUCCCUGAAUUUUAGGGGAAGUCCUUGAAUUCCAUUUUACCCUUGAAAAGUCAUUAAAUUUUUCUCCUUCUUCAACUUUGAAUGAAGUGGCAUGAAAAGUGUUUUUUAAUGCUUUUUGGUUGUCCAAGACAGAAUAUAAUCAUAGCUCAGAGAAGUUAAAGGUGAUUUACAUAAAGCGUUUUUUGUUUUAUGCAAUAAUUAACUAUUAAUAUUUUAUUACAAGUGUAAUGAAAAAUGUAGAGAGUUUGGUGGAGCAUACAGUUCAAGCUUUAAAGUCCUGUUAGAAUGGACUGGGAAUGUGCAUUUUUGUACAAUCUGUGAAAUUGCCUUCCUGGUAGGAGGUCCUUGAAAAACAAAUGUGGACCUUGGAAAGUCCUUGAAAAGUCCUUAAAAGAUAGUUGCAAUUUUUUGUAUGAACCCUGAAAAAAAGAAGACACAGAGGAGUGGAAGCAGAGAAAAAUCACUUUUUUAUGGUAAUAUUUUAUGAUGGAAAUAAAUAUACAUUUAUUUAUGUCUCAAUCAGGAAUUUUCAGAAUUAACAGGACAGGAGUUGGCAAUUUAUCUGAGACAGUGGCCCUUCCUUAUCUACUUGGUAUGGUAUUAUAGUUUAUCAAAUAAAUUAAUGGUGCUUUUGCUUGUAGGAUGGUUAUAAUAUUCAGCGUGCAAAGAAAGUUGUGUCUGAUAACCCGGGGCUAGUGGAUUUUGCUGUCGGGCUAGUGAUUUUUGUUCUUAACUUGCCCGAUGGGCAAGAGCUGUUUUGGGGGGAAAUUCAAAUUACAGAAGGAUUGUAAUCCAUCCUGCCAAUCAAAAAGGGUUUUCAGGCUAGCUGAAAUGACUUGUGGGCUAGUACAUGCUAGCUACAGCUUGCCUGAAUGGCAGGCUGUAAAACUGACUUUCUUUGUACCCUGAUAUUGUUACAUGGUUUCAGGCAUCCCAGACCUCCUAUGUUUCCUAUUUAUCCUAUAAUUUGUAUAAGAUCCUAUAAAGAGCCUAUAUUUCAAAAAAUCCUGUAUUUUCCUAUAAAUAGGACAUAUUCUGAUAUCUGCAUUUUGCACUGUGAAGCAAUUUUGUUGUGUUGUUUUAACAAAAUCAAAAUUCUGUAUCAGUGGAAAUGGUAUUUUUUUAAUUUUUUGAAAAUUUUUUAUCCUAUUAAGAGCCUAUAUUUUGGCAGAAAAUUCCUAUAUUUUCCUAUAUUUUGAACUUAACAGCCUAUUUUUCCUAUCAGAUUUUCCAAAAAGUGGCUGGGGUGCCCGUGGCUUGUAAAGACUUGAAAAGCACUUCAGCCACCGUCUCAUAAAAUCUUGGCAUCUUACUUGAGUUGUGGAAGAGUUCUUGAACUUUAUAUCACAGGGUUUGCAAAUUUUAUUGAUGAGUGGAGUCAGUGUGACUCUGCUUCACAAAUUUUGGAGUCAUUUUAGAAUAUUUGGAGUCAAGUAUCACAACGAAAAAAGCCAUUUUCAGACUUUCCAGCACGUGGUCGUGGCAUGUAUACACUAUCGUGAGGUAUACGCAAAGUAGCUGUGGCAGUCCGCUGACCUGGAAAGCUCAAAUCUAUGAUGGCCGUCAUCGAGUAAACUUUGAGCGUAAUUUACCCUCUUCCUGUUUUGUCGUGCAGUAUAAUAUUCUUUAAUUUCAAUGAUUUAAUUAAGGUUUACAACGUUUACAAUUAAUGUAAAUUGUACUUGUUGUGAAAAAGGUGAGGACAAAACUGUGUUUGUAACCGAAAAUUUCUGGAGUCGAAGUGACUCCCUCCGUAACCUCAGUGGAGUCAUCUGAACAAUUAUUUUGGUGUAAAAUACACAGUUGCAAAAUAGUUCUUUCUCUACCUUUCUCAAAACAAAUACAAUCUAUCUGAACUGCAGACAUUUGAAACCUGAUUUAAACAGACUAAUUUAAGGUAUAUUCUACAUGAAGAGGCUAAAUUACAAUAAAGAAAACUCGAACAAUGAUCACCAUCAUGGAUUUAAGCUUUUUGAGGUCAGUGGACUUUCACAUGAGGCCGCAGCUACUUUAUGUUUCCAUCAUGAUUGCGCAUACUUGCCAGAGCGAUGCGCUGGAAUGGCAUCCGUGUCGAAAAGACCAAGGGAAGAACCAUUGAAGGAAUAUCACAUUGCUUUUUCCGUUGUGUUAGUUGACUCCAAAUAUUCCAUAAUGACUCCAAAGUUUGUGAAGCAGAAGUCACACUGACUUUACCCAUCAACAAAAUUUGCAAACCGUGUUAUUGUAUGUGGAUUUUAGGACUUAAAGGGUAAAUGUAAAAGUAUAGUAGAAAAGCCUGCCAGGAAGUUGAGAAAAUUUCAGUAUGUUAAGUCUGUGUAUGUGUUGAAUAUAAGCCUUGACAGCAGUAAUUUGAACUUGUUUUCAGGCUCUGGAAGCUGUGAUAUUCUGUGGCUUACUGUUUGCUCAGUGGCGCUAUCAGUUGGAAAAUGUUGUUAUAUUCCUUCUUCUUGUGGCAUUGUUAGGUACUUUUUUUUAUUGUAACAAUAAUAUUAUUGGAUUAAGCUGUUCCAUGUAUCAAUGUGAUUUUUAAAAUGAAUUGCAUAAACUGAGGGGCCCUCCGUUGUGACUGCUAACAGCAGCAUAAUAAUUCUGGCUAUUGCAUUGGUGUCUAAAUUUUCUAAAAUACAGUGUUUGAUCCAGAAACAACAGAUUUUAACAUGAUAUAAAAUUAUUUAUUUUAUAAACACCAAUGAGCUUUUGUGCAAAAACAUGAUAUCUUCAAAUGUAAAAAUAACAUUUUAACUUCACACAUGAAAAGAUCAGUGUUGCUAUGGCUACAAAUAGUUUGGUAUUUCAUUGGUGUGUAAAAACAUUACAUAGCUGCUUGGAGAUACAAAAUUUCUUUUUGAGUAUUGAAAAAUAUAUCAAUUGUUUACUGUGCUCACACCCAAAGAGAAAUUUUGUAUCUUUGCUCGGCCAAGUAAUAUCCUCUAUUUUUUAUAUAAACACCAAUGAAAUACCAGGUGAGCUUUUGUGCGAAAACUUGAUAUCUUCACAUGUGAAAAUAUCACCUUUGCUAUGGCUACAUAAUAAAUUGUGCCUUUCACAGCAAAAAACUAUUAAAGUGAAAUGGUUUGGUAUGUCAUUGGUGUUUAUAUAAUAAAUAGAACAUUACAUGGCUGCUUGGAGAUAUGAAAUUUGUCUUCUUGUGUUGAAAAAAUUUUCACUCGUUCGCUGCGCUCACACGUGAAAUAUUUUUCAACACUCGAAGAGAAAUUUCAUAUCUCCGCACAGCCAUGUAAUAUCCUCUAUGUAUCCACCACAUAAUGUUGCUUAUUAACAUUACAUGUGAAGUUGAUGUUUGACUUAGUGCUAAUGCUCAACAUUAUUCUUUUGUGUAGGCUCACUUACUGUCAUCUCAGCAAAGGCUGUGUCUUCCAUGAUUAAUAUAACCCUAAGUGGGAACAGUCAGCUAGGACACCCAUUGUUGUAUGUUAUGCUGAUUGUGAUGAUUUCAACUGCUAUCGCUCAAGUCAAGUAAGUCAUGUUGUGCAGUACUGUCACUCAUCUCUUUUUUCACUAAUUGAAGGGUAGCAUGGAAUAGAGUGUAAGGCCUCAGGUGUCCCCUGAUCUAAUGCAUGGUUCUCUGGAAGCUCCAGUAAAGGGCAGAGGUGGCUAUCUAAUUGCCAUGAAUGUGCUGGCUACUCAUUGAAAACACUUACUGUAAAUCCUCUAUUAAGCUAUUAUUAUUAUUAUUUUUUUCAAGCACCUUUGAGGGGGAGGGCAUAUUUAAUUUAGCUAAACCCAUCAACAGGAGCAAGGUUUCUUGAGGAUGGACCUGUGGUUCCCGGGCGUUAUACUGCUUUUUUAACAAUAAGAAAAAAUAAUAAUUAAAUGGUAACAAUUCUCCACAGAGAACUGGAGCAUAAAGUUGAAAAAGUUAAGCACAUGAAGUUGGAGGUCGUGCAGCCAAAGACCAAAAACAAUAUGAAUCUCCAGCCUGAAUAAACCAUAACUGAUCAGUCCAAGUUAAUUUUUUGUGAAGAAUAAGGAUGGAGAGGAAGAGGAGUGGGGGUCUUAAUAGAGAGGCGGAGCUCAUUAACUUUCCUCCUCUGAAAACGAGGUUUAUGGUAUUUUUUCAUCCAAUGUUUUUGCUCAAAAAAGUAAAUCCAAGUGAAUAAACUUGUUGCUGUCCUCCAUCUCCCUGAUUGCUCAAAAUAGACUGAAACUGCAUAUUUUUCAGGACCCUCAAAAUCAAAAUUUCCCCUUGGGAAGCCCCCUAAACUCCCCUAAUCAAAGAGGGGUACCCCCUUCCCAUACCUUCCCCUUCAAGUGGGUGCACUGCAUGAAAGGUACUGUGCCUUUGAUCUACCUACUUAAUUUUUCUCUUUCUACUUCUAAUUUUCUGAAGAACCCAAAAUUCAAAAGGCAAAUUGGAAGGUGAAUCCACCUACUAUUAACGCCAAAAUUGCGUUUUAUACUUAUAGUACAUCCAGUUCAAAGUAAAAUUUUCAAGAGUUAUGAUUGGCAGAAGUGUACUUAAGCUAGUGAAUUGAGAUUUUACGUAAUAUGCAUGUAGCUUUCCGAUUUGUAGUUAGUCAGAUGGAUCUUUUGUUUUUAUUAAUAGGGGAUUAUAUUUGUUUUCCUUUUUUUCCAGAUUUUUGAACCGAGCCAUGCAGUCCUUUGAUGCUACUGUUGUUGUUCCCACAAAUUUUGUUUUGUUUACAAUUAGUGCUAUAAUAAGUGGUAAGCUUCUUUUUUUAAAAUCAAUAUUUAUCCAGGGGCAUCCAAUUUAGCAGAGCUAGUUUAAAUGGAGCCCUGACACAACACAAAAACAAAGACAUUAAAACUAGACAAUUAAGUUACAAAGGCGACAUGAACCGCAGGCAUUACUGUUUAACAUGGCACUUUAGCUUUAUUUUGAAUUCGCUGAGCGUCUCAACCUGUCUAAUGAUUCUCGGUAGGAUGUGGUAGGUCCGAGCACCGUUUAUUCUGAAGCGACUUGAAGUUAAGAAAUGAAAGAUGUAUACAUGUUGUUAAGAAUUCACCAUCUUGACUUUAAGAAUCCUUGAAUGCCAGGACUGCUUGGGAAAUCCUUUUCUUAAGUCUUGAAUUUCUUAUAGAAUAUGAUGCAGCAAGCAAGAAAUGAAUGUGGUUAAUGAUAAUGAAUUCAUGAAUAAAGUCCAUAGCGAUACCCUUGACCUGACAUGACUUUAAUAUUGAUUCUUAGAUAAAUAAAGAAUCAAAUAUAGAUAUGUUUUCUUAAUUUUAGGUAUUGUUUUAUAUAAAGAAUUUUAUGGGCUUACAUUCUUGGAAAUAUUUAUGUUUCUAUUUGGGUGAGUGCCUUUUGUCUUUGUUACCAUUUAGUUACGUUGAUGUUGAUGUCUAAGUAAUGACCCAAAAAGAGGCUGUGUCCAGGCGGUCUUGUUCAUUUUGACUAUAGGUAUCUUUAUGCGCUAUGGAACUGAAUGCCAGAAAAGAAAUUACUUGUGAAUGACAAAAUUACAGCUCCCUGUUCAACCAAUAUGCCUUCUAAGCGUUAUAUCAAACGUUACAAACAACGAAAGUGAUUUUUGAUAAACUGUUACGCUAACAAUUUCAAAACCCUUAAUUGCAAUUUGUUUGAAUCUUGUUCAACUUUGUCCAUCUAUUACCGUUGUUAUUUAGACCUUUCUUUUAGCGUAGUAUGGGGUGGAAAACUUUAGCUGAUCUAGCUCUGGUAUAGGGUAAGGUUUCCAGGGUCCUUGCAGCAAAUCCCCAUCCAAAAAUUCCUAAAGUACCCUCACGGAUCGUAAUACCAUAGAAUUUCACCCACAGUCAGUGUGACAAUAAAUCUUUCCAUAGCUUGUCUAGAGUGAAAGUAUAGACAAUUAUAAUUUAUAAUUUUGAAACAUUGAUUUUCCUUUACAGAUGUGUAUUGUCAUUUAUUGGAGUGUAUUACAUUACAUCUGAGAGAAAACAGGAGGAAUCAGAAGAGCAGUUGCUCCUCACAAAUGCCGACCUGUUUCCUGGUAUGUUUAGAAUUGGGUUGGGUAAACUGAGGUGAAUUAUCUUUUCUUUGAGCCUUUAAAGGCCGAUUUACACAGUACAACUCUUUCGUAUGCACUUACGAUAAGAUUACGACAAGAGUUUCAUUGUCCCCUUUUCGACUUCUGCAGCACAAUUCAUUGUACCUCUUUAAAUACCUUUUUAAAAACUCUACCCUCAAAGCACAACACAUAUGCUUUAUUUACCAAGCGUCAGGUCAAGAUGGCGGUAUACUGGCCAAGUUCUUUUUUGGCGUGAGACGAGGUUGAGGUCAAUAAAAGCGUAAAACAGAACGAGGCCAGUAUCCAGCCAUCCUGACCGAACAAACUUGGUCAAUAGAGAAUUUAUUAUACGGCGAAAAAGAGAACUUUUUUCUUGCGGGACCAAGGCGGGAAAUCCCGAGCGGGCAAGGAAGUCCCAUCUUGCCUGCUCGGGUAGCCAAUCAGAACGCAGGAUUCGCGGAUUCAGCCAUUUAAUAAAUUUGCCUUUUCAACCAACGGUGAGGUCAGGAUAUCUCGAUGUUGGCCAAGGUCCAUAAAAACGCCAAAAAAAAGGAAGAAUGAUCCCAGAAGAAACCAUUUUUGCUCACUUGUCGAUCCGCGAUUGAAUUAGACUACGAGUAGUCCCCCAUUUUUCCUCAGGGAUAGUAGAGCGAACAAAACGCGAGCGCGCGUGAAAAUCAACCCACGCGAGAAAAGGCGACACGCGGCGAGGAGAGAGAAAAAAGUGUCGCCUUUUCUCGCGUGGGGUGAUUUUUCACGCGCGCUUGCGUUUCGCUCGCUCUACUAUCCCUUCGGAAAAAUGGGGGACUACUCGUAGCCUACGAUUGAAUGAGAGGUUAUUUUUUCUUGUUAGGAUUCUUAUCCUUGUCGUCAUCAAAGCUUAUUGCAGUUCAGCCAAGCAAUAUGUUGACCGCAUCUCAUGUUGAGUAUCCCAUGCUGCCUGGCAAGCCAACAUAUGAAUCAACCGCUGACACACAGCAGUCUCAGGGAGAAACGUAGUCCGCGCCGCUCGGGUCAGCGUUGUCGUGGAACAGCAGAGGUCAAUUUAAUAUAACUUUUACAGGUGUAAUUUACAAGUGUGGCUAUUGUUUUCAGACUCUAAAACAAUGGCUGCACUUGUAAAUUACACUGGUAAAAGUUUUAUUAAAAUUGACCCCAGAAUUCGCUAAUUAAAUUAUAUCUGCUUUAAACGUGAUAUUCAUAGGGUUUUUUUAUAUAAAAAGGUGGUUUUUUCCUUUUGCCCUAAAUGCGCGUAUAUGGAAAGUAGAAUAUGGAUCCAGUAGUAAAUUAUUUGUUUCAAUUGUGUAACGUUGUAUACAAACUUCUCCACUGUGGAAAAGUUUAACUUAAAUGGGUUAUUGAAGAUCUCUGAAUCAGAUAGGCUCGAGAAUUCAGUAGAGCAGUGAAGAAAACGUACAUAAUGCAGAGCUGCAAAGAGUCGACCUUUGGACAAUGUCCGACGAAAGUUGGCCCAUCUCCGAAGAAAUUCUAUCUGCGGCCAGACCUGUAGGCUUGCUCAGUGAGGGUCACAAAAACCUGGGUUUUGUCCUCUCUAGAAUUCAAUCGCGCUUUGUUGUUCAUAGUAGGGUCUUUAAGAUCCAACGACGCGAUCGCAACGAAAGCGUGAAAAAAACAAUUGGUUUAGUAAGCAAAACAACAACUUUGCACGUGCAUCACACUUUUUGUACAUUUCUUUGCCGUUUCUGCACGACUACGACGUGAAAAUGCCUAAUUUCGCGUUUUAAGGUGAUCUUACACGGGACGAUUCGCAACGACGAUUUUUAGCGCAACCCAGCAUUGCAAUGUCGGAACAGUGUUGUAACUGUUAAUGAUAUAUGAAAUAAAUCAUACAUGAACAGUAGCUAUUCGAAACAAUGUCGC
This is a messenger RNA of Porites lobata, 13976 nucleotides long. Lineage: Eukaryota; Metazoa; Cnidaria; Anthozoa; Scleractinia; Poritidae. The record is from the annotation of a GenBank genome assembly.